Hordeum vulgare subsp. vulgare (domesticated barley) is the source of this 2187-nucleotide messenger RNA. Its product is annotated as myosin-3-like. NCBI's taxonomy places the organism in Eukaryota, Viridiplantae, Streptophyta, Magnoliopsida, Poales, Poaceae. The record is from RefSeq and is a predicted model, not a curated record. Bases 207 to 1901 code for a protein of 564 amino acids. The transcript is spliced from 4 exons.
CCCCAUCAUCAUCCUUGUCCCCUCCCCUUCCCCCACUCGUGCGCUGUGCUUGUGCCACUCUGCAUCAGCUCCAGCACCUCACAACCAAAGCCUGCUGCCGCUGCUGCUCAUCAUCAUCACGGCGUGUGCAGCCAGCUGAUCGGGCUCAGGCAGGCAGGCGCCUUCAUGCACCUGCUCUUAAUGGGUGAGGAACCUCCGAGACUGCAAUGCCGGGACGCGGCGGCGGGGAGGAGGGCGCCGCGGUGAGGCUGGCCAGGAUCCGCAAGCGCCGCGCGCUUUCGUCCUCUGACGCGUCCAGCACGGCGAGGAGGCUGCGCUCCAGGAGGCCCGCCGUGCUGCUGAUACGAAGGAGAAAGGAAGGAGUCGCGGCCAUGUCCGAGUCGUCGUCCCGGAGCCGGCAUUGCUGUCGCCACGCCGCCGACGGCGCGUCGGCGAGGAGGCUCGUCACCGCCUUCUGGCAGUCGGACAAGGACAGGCUCUUCGGGGACGGGGAGGAGCAUCAUUCCCUGCUCACGCACAAGGACGCGGUGGCGCGCCGGAGCUUGGUUCCUCGGAGCAACGCCUCCACCGAGGUUUCCAAGACCUCAAGGAGCAGGACCAAGAUAUUUGAGGAGGCUGGUGGCCGGAAGGGGAGCUGCCACAACGCCCAUGGACAGUGGCUUUCAGCAGAUGUCAUGAGCAACUGCAGCGCAAUGGAGAUUGGCACACACCCUCAAGACGAUGUUUCAAGAUGCCCUGAAGAGAAAGCGAUCCAGCUGAAGGAUCUGUAUAACAGCUUGAUUGCGUCGAAGGAACUGGCCAAAGUGCUAGCACACAUCUGGGGAGAAGUGAACCCAUCAACCGUUUCACUCAUCUCCGCGCUGCGUUCCGAGCUGGAUCUUGCGCGCGCCCACGUACGAAGGCUCAUCAAGGAGCAGAAAUCAGAGCAUAGCGAAAUCGACGUUCUAAAGAAGGAGCUCGUGGAGGAAAUGGAGUCCUGGAAGGCCAAGCAGAAGGAGAAGGCCGCAACCGCUCUGCAGUACAUCGUCACGGAGCUGGACAACGAGAAGAAGUCGAGGAGGAGAGCAGAGAGGGCGAAGGAGAAGCUCGGCGCGGCAUUGGCCGACGCCGAGUCCUCGCUACGCGCCGCGACGAAGGAGCUGGAGAGGGAAAGGAAGUCCAGAGAGAGAGUGGAGAAGAUGUGCAGCGAGCUCGUGAGAGGCAUCGGCGAGGACAGGGCCGAGGUGGAGGUGCUCAAGAGAGAAGCUGAGGACGCGCAACGGGAGCUUGAGAAAGAGCGGGAGAUGCUCCAUCUUGCAGACGAGUGGCGCGAACAACGAGUCCAGAUGAAGCUGCUGGAGGCGCGGCUUCAGUUCGAGGAGAAGAACUCGGCGCUCAAUCAGCUGCACGACGAGCUGCAGGCGUGCUUGGACGCCAAGAAGGGCCAGGAGCCUCAGAAAACCGAUCAGACGCCAUCAACCCAUGCGUCUGGCUCUGUUCCAGCUCCAGACAGUGCUGGUGAUGGAGGAUUCAGUGAGGAUUGCGACUCGGAAGGGAGUGACAUGCACUCCAUCGAACUGAACGUCGACGGCAACGGCAAUCUACAUACGUGGAGCUACACUCCUUCGUCGAGGCACGACCGGAGCGUGGACGCGUCGAUGAUGCAUGGAUCAUUUACCGAUGAUAGACGGGCGGAUGACGCCGGCUCGCGCGGUGGCGUCGACCGGAAAACGUUCAGGGAGACGGAUGAUGCGCUGCAGGGGGACUGGGCAGAAGGGUGCAGCCACGGAGUGCUCAACUUUGAUCAUGAUGAGGAGAGGUACCAGGCGAUCAAGGAUCUCAGGGAGCAGAUGCUGGCUGGAUCUGGGCUCCUCGUCUCACAGGGCAGAGACACUGCUCAAAGUGAGCACUGUAACUUGUGAUGUAAAUUUACACUUGGCCGAUUACUGAAGUGUACCGACCAGUCACUGCUGAUGUUAGCUAGAUAAUGACUUGCUCAAUCGGACAGGCAUAUAUAGUCAGGGUUUGUCUUUGUUGAUGCGUUUUCUUUUGCACGAAUGCUUUGAGCUCUUGAAAUUUGGUGAUACGGUUCAAGUGCAUUCGGUUCCAUGCUUGUAGUUUUUCUUUUCUUUUGAGGGCUCCAUGCUUGUAGUGUUAUGUACUGUAUAUUAUCACAAGGAGAUAUGAAUAUGUAUGUUACAGCUGUCA